Molecule: messenger RNA, 2268 nt
Organism: Etheostoma cragini (Arkansas darter)
Lineage: Eukaryota; Metazoa; Chordata; Actinopteri; Perciformes; Percidae
Product: CD209 antigen-like protein 2
Exons: 6
Coding region: 62-991 (309 amino acids)
Source: RefSeq, a predicted model, not a curated record
CACACACAGGGCAAUGUCCUAACAAAUAAUCUCACCCGCAAAAACACUUCGACAAGUCAAAAUGGAGGACGGGGAAACUUCAGCUGCCAUUCAUGAUGGUUCAUAUAACAAACUGAUUUAUCAAGAGGACGAUGAGCCCACUCUCUACUCAAAUCAAGAGAAGCAAGUGUCCAUGUCCAUGGUGAGACCAGAAUCCAGUUGGAAUCAUUACAAAGUGCUUACAGUAAGCCUGGCACUGCUUGCGGCCAUGUUACUAGCAGUUGAUAUUGGCCUGGGAGUCUAUUAUAGCAAACUUACUGAUGGGCAGCACAUAACGGACAUCAGCAAUGAGGUGGCCAAACUGCAGGCUACUUACAGCGAUGCAAUCCACAGCAGGGAUGAAGCUAAGAAACAGUUGGCAAGUGAAAUCAAGCAGCAGGAAUUUACCCAGUGGGAGAUUGAACACGAGAAUAAAAGAAGCAAAUCCUUUGAAAAGCUGAGUGACAAAUUGCAACUGGAAAUUGCAGUGCUGAAGUCCCACAUCGCAAUGAUUAAGGAGGGCUGCAGACGCUGUUUACCUGGAUGGACUUUGAUAAACUCCUUGUGUUACUACUUCGCUUUCCUUGACACUUUGACACGUAGAUCAUGGCAGCAAGCCAGACAGUUCUGCACAAAUCAAGGAGGUGACUUGGCAGUGAUAGACAACAGAGAGACACACCUGGCAAUAAGUGAAUUGAUAAAUCACUAUCAAGACCAAGGGAUAGAAAUAAGCAUCAGAGGCUUCUGGAUUGGACUAACAGAUGUGGAGCAGGAAGGGAUUUGGAAAUGGCUGGAUGGAAGAACACUGAAUGAGGGGUUCUGGAAUAAUGGAGAGCCCAACAACAUUGGUAAUGAGGACUGUGCAGCUGCAUAUCCCAGAAGCAACCCUUUGUUGUCCUGGAAUGAUGCUCCAUGCAAUUACGAACUGAAAUGGAUUUGCCAAAUGGCACCAAGGUCUUCUUCUGAAAGCUAAAUGUAAUUUUAAUCAGAUUUAUUUUUAAAUGAAUUGUUUGAACAAAAAAUGAACUCCGCCUUGGAGACUUUUACACAUCUUCUGAUUCUUUUUAUUGUCAUGUCAAUAUUGUCAAUGGCAAAGAAGGUCAUAUAUGAAAAUACAUCCGCUUUAUGAAAUGAACUUUAAAUAUAAGUUAACCAUUUUACUGUAAUAAAUACUGAUAUUAGCUUUACUAUGUACAAAUGAAUUACUACUAUAUAGAUCUGUAUACUUGGUAACCAAUUUAUCAAGAAAACACAUACAGUCACAUAAACUAUACAUUCCGUCCUAUGUUGCGUGCCAAAGCAGCAUUAAGAGUGUCAGUAAGCAUGGAGUUAAGUUAAGCUUGCAAAUGUCACAGACAUUUAUUAUUACAAAACCAGUAAGUGUUAACCUAACCACUUGAGCUAAUUAUUAAACUUCUGUCUUGUUGGCCUUUUCUUGUAAAAAAAAACAUGACCAGAGAUUGUGUAAUAAAAACGCAAAGCUUGUGGAUCAGAGGGAUCAAAGAAGAACGGCCAGAAAAGUGCAAAUGAACAGAUAUGCCAUAACAAGGUCAGUAAAAUCAAAAUCAAUGCUGGUGUUCAGAAUGUUUCCAAAGCGAUACAAGAACACACUCUAGGUGUACCUAAUACACUGGCACUGUAGUAUAUACGGACCAUUUGAUAUAUUAACACAACCCCAAACUAAUGCCCAUUUGUAGAUUUCCAUGUCUGACUAAUCUGCUACUGACCGUCUUGUUCUGAAGCCUGAUAGCUACCACGACAGUCAAUCUCUUGUCUUUGACCACUAGAUUAUUUAAACAACACCUUGCUUCCUAAGCACGCUGCUUGGACGCUCACAGCACUGCAAAGUGCUGCCGAAGUUGCUUAAGAAGCUGUUGAGUGUCGACAUGCUCCGGAAAGCAGUCCUCAGACUUUUGGGCGGCAGUAAAGCUGCUAUGAAGGUCUCCAAUCUGGAAGUAGACAAAAACAUCACUCUGGCUGACUGUAUCGUGGAGAUUAUACUUUGUCUCUUUAACUAUUGCAUUUUGAUGUUCAGAUGAAUUAAAUAGUAAUAAAUUACCUUUUCAGAGAGAAUGGAGAGAUUGAAGUGUGGCUCAUACAUGUGGGGGGCCAGUGAUGCAGCAGUCUGCAGGAAGGCUUUUGACUAGCGCAAAGAUAGGACAACCAUUAAUAUUGUUGACAUUAUAAUAUUUGAGUUAUUAUCAUGAUCUGAGUAGGAUAUGGAAAUCUGAAAUAAACGUGUGCACUGCC